This is a messenger RNA of Oryza sativa Japonica Group (Japanese rice), 3331 nucleotides long. Its product is annotated as TSL-kinase interacting protein 1. The record is from RefSeq and is a predicted model, not a curated record. Gene Ontology annotation, cellular component: nucleus. Gene Ontology annotation, molecular function: chromatin binding. Lineage: Eukaryota; Viridiplantae; Streptophyta; Magnoliopsida; Poales; Poaceae. Gene Ontology annotation, biological process: pattern specification process.
GUGUAAGAUGUUCAUAUGAUAUUUAACAUUCUGUAUUGAUACGUUAGGACGUUGAAGCAGUGGUAGAUACACAUUAGAUCAUAAAUUUAGUAUUUUUUUAUGAUAUUUGUCGUUCUUUAUUUAACCAAUUAGGAAAUUUGAAUGAAAGGAAGAUUCAAGUUAGGCUGUAAAUUUUAGUUCUACAUGCAAUGUGCUAAAUAACUUUCACUAUGAUGGGAUGCCAAUUAGAAUUGAAUAAAUCUAUUUUGCUUUGAGAAAAAAAAAUCAGAAGUAACUGUCAUGGGCAAAUCUCAUUUUCAACCAUGGUCGUUGUUGUUGCUUGACAUAGCACCAGCAUCCUGUAGCAUAUACCUACAUUCUUGCUGAUUUUCGUGGUUCAACUGGAGAAGGCUGCAGGGUGGAUGGAUUACAACAUCCCUCCUUUUAGAUUCCCAUCCAGAUUGUGUACUUUCACUUGGAGCCGAUUUAUCUUCCUCACUUGCAAUUGAUCCCUCUUCUUUACUAAAGCUGAUUUCAUCUUUUUUUCAAGUUUCUAUUGAUAUACUUGCAGCCGAUCUGUUAUGGGAAACUCAAACUUCAGAACAUGAUGUUUUUUUUUUCGGGAAUACGCCAGAGGCGAAUUUUUUCCAUUAAGAGAAAUAAAGGUUAUUUACAUUUAAAGAAAGAGCAGCAGGGGACAGGGACUGGAAAGCAUUACAAAAUCAAAGGCCUAAUUCUCGCAGCACAUUUUGGCUACCAUGAUUCUCUCGGAAGAGUAGGGCGGGGAUUGCUGAAUUCGCUUGACGCCAAAGCGUUGCCUCUUGAGCCAUUUCCCUCGCCACAUCUGUCCAUGCCCUAAAACUUUGGUUGAAGACUCUGGCAUUCCGCUCCUUCCAGAUCGUCCAAGCCACAAGUGUUGCUACCGUAUCGAAACUCCGGCAUUGAGACUUGAGACUCUCGGAUUUUCAACCGGCUGCUACACAGCCACUGGUUGAAAGAAGUUUCGUUCAUCGGUCAGACAUUAUUACUAUCGUCUUGUUCGACGCAUGAAGAAACUUCUUGGUCCUGAGUUCUCACUUGAUGCAAAAAAUUCAAAGGACACUGUUGCUGCUAUGCUCCGCUGGUGGUCUCUGCUUGAAAAAUUUAGCUGCAGUGCAUCAAAACUGCAUCUGAAGCCUCGGAGAUUCAAAACAUUCGUAGAAGCAUUGGGAAAUCAACUGCUAAAGGACAGGAAUAAAACCAGAAAAAAGUGUCCACGAGGGGAUGAGUGCCUUUCUUCUUCAUCUCCAAUUCUGAACAGGACUGCUGGAAAUGAAUCUUCCUCAGUAAAACUCCUACCUGUGGAUGUCUCAAAUGGUAGCAAAGUAGCAUCUUCAAAAGGGGCAGUUUUCAAGAGGGGUGCAGAACCAAAUUCCAAUAACAAGUCAGGUUCAACUAAAUGGGACCUCUCUGCCACAAUUACUGUGAAACAGAAAAGGAGAGCAGGUGGUGGCAUUGCAUCUACUGCAUAUAAAAAAUGGGAGAGAGAUGCCAUGGCUGGUGUUUCUUUAGUCGCUGAUGCAGCUGAAGAGCUUGAGCGCAACACAGUGAAUGUUGAUGCAAGGACAUUAUCUCCCUCAUCAAACAAUGUUUGUACCGUUGAUGAUCCAGGCACAAAUCGUAUGAAUGAAGCAGAUCAACAAGCACCUGCAAAGCUGAAAUUGCAGUUAUUUCCAAUCAAUGAAGCCACACGAAAGGCAUUGGAAAAGGAUGAACAUAAUCCACAUCUGGAACUCACAGUUAGCGCUAGGAAAAAAAUAUCUUCUGUACUAGAACAUCUUAACCGCAAGUGGGGCAGCUCAAACAUUGCGUCUGGAGAGCUUUUGCUUUUUCCAUAUUGUGCUCACCGAGAAGAUUUAGCUACCUAUCAGAGAUGGACCACAAGAGAUACAGUUGUGGUGGCUGAUGUUUUUCUUUCUGUGAAUAGCCCGCCUGUUUUUCGAUUAAGGUAUGGUUGGUUUUCCCUUGCUGAGCUUGAAGGAGGAAGUGGAAUAUCUUCAACUCAUUUUAAGAAUUGCAUGAUGCCUGAAGACAUCCAUGCCAAAUCUCCCUCAGACGCUUGUGUGCAGAAGGAUGGUACUUUUCUCAAUAGUUGUGCUCCUGAGGAACACCUUUGUAAUUCAAAAGAUCGGCCGGCAUUAUUUCUUGCUAUGACAUUUAGUACAGGCAAGAGCGCUAAGGGGCAAGAGCAGCACAGUGAUUUUCCCGCCUCAUGGUUUAGCAGGCAGAAGCAAGAAAAAGAUUCCACAAACCAAGUUUUAGAGGCUAAUCUGGGGAUGGAUUGUGCUAUAAUAUCUGAAGGAGAGUGGGCAGAUACCCUUACUGAUAUCAGUGUUGGAUACUUACUAACAGAAGCAUCCAUAGGUACUAAUACAGAUUGUCCAGGGACAGCUAUUGCCAAAAACACAUUGUUUCUUGAGAAUCCCUGCAGCUAUGAUUCAUUUGAUGCUGCUGUUGCUCUUCACGCUUCUCGUCAUAAAACAGUAGAGCAGCCAGCCCUUGCAUCCCAUUCGACCAUCUGGGGUGCUGAAGAAACCUGUGAUGAGUUCAGUUUUAACUUGGCAGCAUCUAGGAAGCAAGAAAGUUCAAACACUUCAGCUAGCAGCUGUCCUGGUAGUGAUAGUGGUGUUCUUCCUUCAACCUCACAAGGGUUUCAAGGCUUUCUUCAGGACUUAGCAGGAGCAAAGGUUGCUGAUAAUCCUUGUAUGGAUGAUGCCAAAGAUAUGGAGGCACUUUGUGCCAAUUCUCCACCUCGAAGUAAAAGUGAUUCUGGGUUAAAGGAUCAAUCUCUAGCUGACUUAUAUUGGGCUGAUUCACUUGGACCACUGGACUUAGAGAUACCAUCCGUGAGAUACCAAGCUGAGGACUUACUCUUAGGAGACAGUCAGAAUAGUUGGAAUCGCAUGAUGGUGAAUAGCCUGGAUGCGUUUCGAAACCUGUCAUUCUUCAUGGCAGAUAAGAAUGACUCAAUCCCAUCCAUCAUGUAGAACUGUGAAUUCUGGGCGCCGUUCAUUGCUCUCGUCGCUUGCUAUAUUGGCUAGUGAAGUACUACCAAGGAUGCAUCUCGCUGUAGAGGAGGGUUUGCAUUGUCCAAGUGAAGCUGUUUGUGGGAAAUCCAACAGCUGCGGACUUGCUGUUCUUUGCAGUCAAGAGGGACGCAUUCUGCUGUGUAAGAUAUAUAGUAAGAGCUGUACUAAGAUGUUACAUGUAUGUCGUGUAAAUUGUGGUGUCCCUGUACAAAAAGCUCACACAAUCUCUUGGUUACAGUAAAGCUUCUGAUGACUGCCGUGUAUACAGGUAUGCUUCUGAUCAA